This is a messenger RNA of Striga asiatica, 1526 nucleotides long. NCBI's taxonomy places the organism in Eukaryota, Viridiplantae, Streptophyta, Magnoliopsida, Lamiales, Orobanchaceae. The record is from the annotation of a GenBank genome assembly.
AUGAACACCAACUCUGAUUCUCUGAACUGUAGUUGAGACAACAAAAUUAAAGAAUAUACAAAAGGUGAAAUAAAAGAGUAACUAAUUGGUAAUUGCAGGAGAGUGGAAUUACCCGAGAGAAGAGCACGAAGAAGGGCAUGUAAUGUAAUGGGUGUUUCGCCACGUCAGCUUAACCUUUCCCUUUCGACCAUAAAAAGAGGAAACAUUUGAAUCAAAUUCUCUUAUUUACAACCCCAAAACCCCACUCGUCCCUGCUCACAACUUCGUGUUAGUAAUACAAAUCGAAGUGUUUAUCCUCAAUUGCUAAGCUUUGUUCGUUUGCUGCAGAAGAUUUGGUCACACAUCUUUCUGAUUGCACACAAGGUCACGAUGACAAACAUGCCUGCUGGGGAGGAAAGAAAACUCUCAAAUCAAGAUAUACAAUUGGUGCAAAAUCGUAUUGAACAGUGUCUCCAGCAUUACAUGAGCAAAAAGGAAGUAAUAAACUCACUUCUUGUUCAGGACAACAUUCAACCAGGUUUUACUGAGCUAGUUUGGCAGAGGCUUGAAGAAGAAAAUCAAGAGUUUUUCAAGGCUUAUUAUCUCAAGUUGUUGGUAAAGGACCAAAUAAUGGAAUUCAACCGGUUGCUUUCGGAGCAGGUUGAGCUUAUGCAUCGAAUUGGAUUAAGCGGGAUUGGUCCUGUGCUCCCAUCUAAUGGAUCUCAUGUUUCACCUUCACAGCGUGUCCCGUCAAGCAGUAACCCAAGGCCAGUGAAACUAAAUGAAAUGCAGCCAGUGAAAGUGUUGAACGAUGUGGGGCCCAUGCUUGGAUCAUGCAUGGCGGGACCCAUUCCCAUUGGGCCACCUUCUCAAAGCAUGUUCUUGCCGCAAAACGCAAACCUGGGACUGGCUCAGUUGAACGGGAAGAUUGUGAAGACGGAGGGUGGUGGUGGUGGUUAUGGUGGGGUUUCACAGCCUUUUGAUUUUGGUCCGAACAGGAAUUAUGUGGAGAUGCGUCCUAACAUGAUGGCCGAUCCAUCUGUCUCGUCUUUCAGCAGCGUCGAUUCAAAUGCUCACCACAUAAACGAGACUACGCUAUUGGACGGCGGGGAUGCUUCGUCUUUCGGAUUCUUGGCGCAAUUUCAGCAGAAUAUGAGUCUUCCUGAGUUUGGAUCUGAUUUUCCCGGUGGUUCUGAUUUACUGGAGAGUUAUUGUAGGCCUGGCUUCCUAGGAGCGGAUGCUAACAACUUUGUUGAUCCCCAUGUGAAUGUCGAGAGUUUGGACCCUGAAACUGGGAGUUUGAGAUUCCAAUGCUUUGGCAGCAACUGAUUGAUUGACCUAUCGGUGAAAGUUGGGAGUCAGAGUGCAGGUCUUGUAUAUUUGGCUUCAUACAAACAAAUUGCUUAGGCAUCUUAACUGGAACAACUUCUGUGGUUGGAAACAGUUCUAUAGAUUAUUGUUAUUAUGGUUUAGAUAGGUCUUUAACUGUGGUAAAUGGUAUUCUGGUAUGGUGUUGCCAAGGCUGUAUAAAUAGGGAACUGUUUGUG